UUGGACAACGUACGGAGCUAAACCUCCCCCUUCACCGUGCCUCCGCUGAAGUCGGCGCGGCUUGUUUCCGAGUAAGCAGCAUGCCCAGGGAUCAGCGCAGUGCUGCCCCCUGCAGGCGCUUUCGACUGGCGGGCCUGUUCCUUCUUUCCUGCUUGUUUUACAAGGUCGGUUCGGCACAGAGCAAUAAGCGAGCAGAGGUGCUGCUGCUAUUAGCAGCCGAAGCCGGCAGCGUCCUUGCGCUUGCAAGUUUCUCGGACUGCUGAAACUGGGGCCGCCGCUACUCUUGCGGCAGCGACGAGGGUGUGUCCUAGAGCCCCCACCCUUUGGGGUUGGGGGUGGAGACAGGAGGAGACCGGCGGCUGUGGCGGCAGGAGGAGGAAGUGGAAGUGGCGGAGGAGAAUAGCGGGCAAAUGGAGACCUGAAAGGCUGCAGCAGCCCCAGAGGAAGCAGGCGGGCGAGCGCGCUCCGGGGGCUCCCGCUCUCCUUCCCCACCGCCGCUGCCUGCAAGCUUCGCCCGGUUCUUUUGUGCGGCGCCGGGUUGCCGCUGCCUCAGGCUGCCGGUGGUUCCUCGGAGGCGGGCAGCAGUAGCCGCCACCGCUGCCGCCUUGCGCCUGCUGCUCCAUUAGACGGGCAAAGGAGGAGAGGUUCUUCCUCCGUCACGGGCACCUUUUCCUUGUCCCGGAACCUUCCUAGAUUCGCCUCGCCUCCGAGGGCCUGGAAAAAAGGGUUGCACCCAAUUUGCUGCUGCUCGCAAGGAUCUGGAGCCCGCCCGCCUGCCUGCCUGCCUGAGCCAUGCAAGCCUUUGGCGUGGGGAAGUUUCCGGACGACUGCUGAGAGAUUCCUCUUUCUUUCCAUCCCCACCUCCCUCUCCCAGGGUUCUGCUGCUUAAAAAAAAAUACAGUCUCAAAUAUAUGUGAAAUAGAAAUUCUGAAGACCUGCCCUUUCCCCCUUCUCUCGUCAGAGUUCCGGGCACCCUACAGACUCCACGAGUUCCCUAUAGGGGCAUACAUAUAAAUAUAUGUGAUAUAUAUAAAAUAUAUGCAUGCGAAGUCGCUGCCUGCAUCGUUUUUGCAUACGGGAUUGAAUCCCCCCUCCGUUUUCUUCUGAAAAGAACAACCUGUUCCGGUGAAGUGGAAGGGAAGAUGCAGACGUUUCUGAAAGGGAAAAGGGUUGGUUAUUGGCUGAGCGAGAAGAAAAUCAAGAAGCUGAAUUUCCAGGCAUUUGCAGAGCUUUGCAGGAAAAGAGGGAUAGAAGUUAUACAGCUUGACCUGACCAAACCAAUAGAAGACCAGGGCCCAUUAGAUGUGAUCAUACAUAAACUGACAGAUGUCAUCAUUGAAGCUGACCAAAAUGAUAGCCAGUCACUGGAGCUGGUUCACAGGUUUCAGGAGUAUAUUGAUGCUCAUCCUGAAACCAUAAUUCUGGACCCCCUUCCUGCUAUCAGGACACUGCUGGACCGAUCAAAAUCUUAUGAGCUUAUUAGGCAAAUAGAGGCCUACAUGCAAGAUGAGAGGAUCUGUUCUCCGCCAUUUAUGGAGUUAACAAGUGCAUGUGGAGGAGACACCUUGGAGCAAAUAGAGAAGAAUGGAAUUGCAUUCCCGUUCAUUUGUAAGACGAGAGUGGCCCAUGGAACCAACUCCCAUGAGAUGGCUAUCAUAUUCAAUCAGGAAGGCCUGAAAGCCAUCCAACCCCCGUGUGUGAUUCAAAGCUUUAUCAACCACAACGCUGUCCUAUACAAAGUCUUUGUUGUUGGGGAGUCAUAUACCGUGGUGAAGAGACCAUCCGUGAAGAACUUUUCAGCAGGCAUUUCAGAUAGAGAAUCAAUAUUUUUCAACAGCCACAACGUAUCUAAGCCUGAAUCCUCUUCAGUCCUAACAGCACUUGAUAAAAUUGAAGGUGUAUUUGAGAGGCCAAAUGAUGAUGUCAUUCGAGCAAUCUCGAAGAUGCUGAGGCAGGCCUUGGGGGUUUCUCUCUUUGGGAUUGACAUCAUCAUUAACAAUCAGACUGGUCAACAUGCUGUCAUUGAUAUCAACGCAUUCCCAGGUUAUGAGGGUGUCUCAGAGUUCUUCACAGACCUCCUGAACCACAUAGCUACUGUCUUGCAAGGGCAAGCUCCAGAGGUGUCCCAGCUAAACCAUAGCAAGCACCUGACUGAGCACACCAGCAGCCUGGUGGGAGAGCGGACAUGCUGUGCUAACACAGGCUGCCGAAGCAUGGUGGGCAAAGACUCCUGGAUUGUGGAGAGUGAGACCAACAACUCGGUGAAGCUUCAGCACCAGAGACUAGGCUGUAACUCUGCAAUGUCUCCUAGCUUCCAGCAACACUGUGUUGCCACACUGGCAACAAAAGCUUCCUCUCAAUAACUUAAUCAGUGCCACAGACUGAGAAGAACUCUAGGCUCCAGGAUCAGAGCAGGGUGGUUGGUAAUGCAACUACAAAACAAAACAAAAAUCUCUAUUGGUUCAGUGUGAUUUUGGAAAGGAGAACAGAAUCAGUGAUCUGGGUCUACUUCAUCAGAUUCCUAUUGUAGCUCUGUAGUGAGUUUAUGCGUGUGUGUGUGUGUGUGUGUGUCUUAAACACUAAAUCUUAAUGUUGGAGAAUGGGGACUAUGUUCCCCCCUCCACCCUCUUCCUUCUUUGUAAUUAUUAGUGACCAGAAUUUCAAGGAUGAACCUUGCAGAAUUGAUGAUUGUGUUUGAAAAUUUGCACAUAUGAAUUCAACUGCCCUUCUUGGCUCUUUCCCAGACCACUCCAAAGAGGAAAGCAAGAGUGCCCACAAGACAACCACACAUCAAUUCAUUAUGCUCUUAAACGAUUCAUGGCUAGCUCAGGAUUGGGUUUCUUUAUUUUUGGUUUGGUGGGCACUAACGUUAGGGCCAGUUACAAAAUAUUUCCCCUUCUCUCAGAAGAAAAGUAUAUAUUUGGCAAGCAUGAAAAACAGAGACUGUUUUUCUGGUAUAUUUCUUAUUGGAGAUAGGUUGAUAACAACACUGCCAUUUGUCCUGUCUUUGGGGUAUGUGCUGUCCCAGUGUUUGACAAUUUUGCCAUAUUUGGCACAGCAGUAAGCUGCGGUGGUCCGUUUGAGCCAGGCCUUUCUGCUGUUUUGCUGAUCCUGAGACGGCAGGAGGUCAACUGGACUUAUGACCACUACUCCCCACAACUCACUUCACUCAACAACAGGCAGAACUUUGUAUAAAAGAAUGAAAGCAUGGCAACUUCUAUUACUCUGCCCGCCCACCUAAUCACUCUUUGUGGUUGAUUUUGGGACAAUUUCAUAAGGGCAAUGUUAUAUAAUCUAUAACUUAAGAUCCAAUAGCAAAACAAAAAUGCACCUUACACUCUUCUGUCUCAACACAACAUCUUCUGUCAGGAGUUUUGUCCUACAUCGGCCAAUUCCAAAUAUUAAACCAAAAUUAAUGGAGCUUGUCAGGACUUUUAAGGCAGCAUUGUUUGUCUAUUUAUAGGCGUCCUAUUUGGAACAAUCACUAAAUCAUUUAAUUAAGGAAAUACUAUUAAAACCUUACAGUUGUGCUUAGAUAGCAAUGGUAUGAUUGAACAUUUACAUGGGUUUUGGGUCUGUGGGCCAGUUAAUACAUGUACUAGAAUGGUGCAUGGUGAAUGCAUGGUGAGGGAAUGUGUGUGCAUGCAAUCUACUGUGUGAUGCAGCCUGUACAUGUAUUUUCCCCAUCCCUUUUUAAAGGUGGAAAGUAGUGUGUCUAUCAUGUGUGCAUACAGGCCAUACUUGUUUUAAGUGCUCACACUCCCUGAGUACCUGUACAGAGUUAAUCCUGAAAGAUUAUGAACUGGCCUUAACACCCCACUGGUCCCAAGAAUGUUUGGGAUAUGUGUUAAAGAAAGAGAAGAUGGAAGCAUCUCCUUAAAUGUUGGGACAUGGAAAGGGCCAGGCCAGUGGAAUGGCCAGAGACAUUCAGAGUGAAUGGGUGUUUACUCCGCUCAACCCUUAGAGGUGAAUUUUUGAGAAAGUUUAUAACUGUUGGUAUUAGAAGGUGUGGUGGAGGAACAAGGAAUGCUAACUUUGCUUAUAUGUUUGCAUUUUGUUUUUAAAUUCUAUAAAACUCCACAGUAAGUAAUGGACAUAAUUAACCUCCACCACCCCAAAAAAAGGCUAUCUUUUGUAAACUAUUUCCCAUGAGAGAUUGCGAGGCCUUCAUUUUGGAUUUAUAUAUGAAAUUUGGGUCAUGGCUAUUCUAAAUAAUUAUCUUCCUCCCAUAUUGGUAGUUGCAGAGACAUCACAAUAGAUUGCAGGGAUUUGAGGGUGCAUUUUUUACAUGCAUUCAGUGGGAGUGAAAAGUAGGUCAGAUGUGGAUUUUCUUUCUGAUGCAGCAAGCCUUUGCAAAGUUUGUGAUGUUGAAAAACAUUACAAUCAUAACUUAUUUCUAUAAAAUACUUCCAAUUUUGAUUUGUGUGUGUGCAUGUGCACAGCACAAGCCAGAAUGUCAGAUUGCCCUGAGGGUGACAUCUUUGAAAGCAGACGAGUCUCCCCUUUUUCUCUCCCUGUAACAUUCAAUAAGGCAAGGUUUGUCAUCAUGUUGAAUGUUGCAACCCCUGUGCCGCCUCACUGGCUGCCACUUGCACGGGUCAAGCUAGCAACGUAAUGUAGUGUUAUGAACUCUGCUUUACUCAUCAUUAUGAAGGGUCAGCAGAAGGAAGAGUCAUGGGGUCUUCCCACCAGUGGAGGCUGGUCCAUUAGGGCCAUUGGAGCACUGCCCCACCAACCUCAGUCAGCCCUUAAUCCAGUCCUUAUCUGCCUGCUUUCUUACUUACAUCCAGGUGGUGGCACUGCCUGUCUGCUUCCUCCUCCGUAGUCUCAGUGUUGCCAUUGUAGGACCCAACAGGGGCAAAACUAGUCUUAAUUGCCUUCUCUGCCUUCCGCCCUACCAGUCUCAUUGAACACCAGCCACCAGUGCUUGCCACAAAUGUCCUCAGGGAGCAAAAAGUCUACUGGGAUAUAUUGUGGUACUAUGGCAUCACUGGUGGAUUAUGGAAUGUUUUUAAUAAUUAUCCCCCCUUUUUUUAAUUGAAAUGGCAAUAUUAAUUUUGGGUUCAGGGAUAAGCAAGUUAUACGAAGAGUCUGUUCAGUCUGGUUUAGUUAUGGGAAACAUUUCAAAACUAACUAUGUUUACAUGAAUCUGAGCAUUGGAUCCAAUUAAAGAGUCUUUAUGAUGUUUCCUAGUUUUAAUAAUGAGUAAGCAUUUAUUUUCAUGGUUGCCGUCUAAAUUUUGGUUGGCCUAUUUUGCACUGCUUCAUUUCUCCAAAAUAAACUACUGAAAUAUAA
Messenger RNA from Rhineura floridana, 5295 nucleotides. RefSeq names its product inositol-tetrakisphosphate 1-kinase (gene ITPK1). The transcript has 10 exons. Gene Ontology annotation, biological process: inositol trisphosphate metabolic process. The record is from RefSeq and is a predicted model, not a curated record. Bases 1143 to 2363 code for a protein of 406 amino acids. Gene Ontology annotation, molecular function: inositol-1,3,4-trisphosphate 5-kinase activity; magnesium ion binding; inositol-3,4,5,6-tetrakisphosphate 1-kinase activity. Lineage: Eukaryota; Metazoa; Chordata; Lepidosauria; Squamata; Rhineuridae. Gene Ontology annotation, cellular component: cytoplasm.